Centropristis striata (black sea bass) is the source of this 5918-nucleotide messenger RNA. It is a transcript of the gene usp40, whose product is annotated as ubiquitin specific peptidase 40. Gene Ontology annotation, cellular component: cytosol; nucleus. Bases 474 to 4394 code for a protein of 1306 amino acids. The record is from RefSeq and is a predicted model, not a curated record. Lineage: Eukaryota; Metazoa; Chordata; Actinopteri; Perciformes; Serranidae. Gene Ontology annotation, biological process: protein deubiquitination. The transcript is spliced from 31 exons. Gene Ontology annotation, molecular function: cysteine-type deubiquitinase activity; cysteine-type endopeptidase activity.
UGCCUACUGUUCACCGACGGUAUUUUUAUUUACGUUUGGUUUGUUAUCUGUUUUAAGACAAGCGGGAGAGGAACGAGCCAGUGUCAGGAGCUUUAUUGUGUAAUAUUUUAGUUAAAUGAGUCGCUAGACUUCCGGUUGGUAAACGUCUUUAUUCCUUUUAUUGUGACAGAAACAGAGAAGCCUGAUUUUUUUUUUUUCGCUGAGCUGUCAGGCUGCUUGAGGAUCGAUUUGGCUUCGUGCAAACCGAGUUAAACUAGUAAAACAACUUCACAGCGAGCCCAAUAACAUAAUCUAUGCAGUAUCCGGUGCUAGUCGCUAUGUUCAGCCCCGUCAAGUCUUCUUAUUUCAGAGUCAGUCCGGCCAUUGUUAACAGAGAACUCGGCAAAACCAAGAUGAGAUAGCAAGAGGGUUAACACCUGAUUUACUACGGAAUAAUCUAGAGAAAAAGGAAUAAAACCACUCAGGCAGGCAGCAUGUUUGGGAAUCUUUUCGAGGAAGAGGAGGAGGAGGGCUGCUCUUCCUCUUCCUCCUCCUCCAGGGGGAGAGUUGCAAAGGGGGGAGAGGAGCCACCUCCACCCCGAGGAAGGAGCAAUCUGUGCGGCAUCAAGAACCAGGGAGGGACCUGCUACCUCAACUCCCUGCUGCAGACCCUCCUCUUCUCCCCGGAGUUCAGAGAGGAGCUGUUUGGUUUGGGGGCCGAGGAGUUAGGAUGCCUGGAAGACAAAGACAAACCAGGGGCCAAAGUCAGAGUGAUCCCUCUGGAGCUGCAGAGGCUCUUCACCAGUCUGCUGCUGGUGGACCAGCAGAGCGCCUCCACCGCCGACCUCACCAACAGCUUCGGCUGGAACAGCAGCGAGGGAACAAAUCAGCACGAUGUGCAGGAGCUGAACCGGAUCCUGUUCAGUGCGUUGGAGCACUCUCUAGUGGGGACGUCUGGGAGCUCGUUCAUCCAGCAGCUGUACCACGGGACCAUCGUCAACAGCAUCGUCUGCAGGGACUGUGGGAACGUCAGCCAGAGACAGGAGGACUUCCUGGACCUGACAGUGUGUGUGUGUGGCGUGUCCAGCCUGGAGGAGGCUCUGUGGAACAUGUUUGUGGAGGAAGAAUUGUUUGAAGGCAAUAAUCUUUAUCGCUGCGCACAAUGUGACAGACUGGUCACUGCUGCCAAGUCUGCCAAGCUGAAGAAGCUUCCUCCAUUCAUGACCAUGUCUUUGCUGAGAUUCAGCUUCGACUUUGCCAAAUGUGAGCGCUACAAAGAGACGGGACGCUACGGUUUCCCUCUGACCAUCAACCUACGGCCGUUCUGUGAGAAGACUGAUGGAAAGGACUCUGAUUACUCCUACGAGCUCUUCUCUGUCAUCAUCCAUAAGGGCGGCUGCUACGGCGGCCAUUACCACGUUUAUAUCAGGGACAUUGACCAGCUGGGCCGAUGGGAGCCGCCGGAGGAAGAAUGUAAACCCAAGACUCAGAAGAAAGUCAAAGAGGAGGUCAAGCAGAUGUGUGAGCCAAAACUGCAAGAAGACGAUCCUUUGUCUGUCAUCACGGCUAUUAUUGCCCAGGAGCCAUCAAAGAGCGUCCUGCUGGACCAGCUGGGACAGAAACUCAUGGACAAGAUCGGUUCGUCCUGGAGCAAAAAGUUCAGGAAACACUACGGUCCCAUAGGAAAGUUCCUACAGUCAAACAGUGAUGUUUUCAUGUUGGUGUCCAGUGGAACUCGAGUGGCUCUGAAGGCGAACCCUCCCAGUCCUGGUGCCGAGCCCCCCGGUCCAGCAGAGCAGACCCCUGACUCUGAUCCUUCAACAGCUUCAGACCUCGGAGCUGCUGAACCACAGCCAGGACCAGACCAGAAGCCAGAGCCUGAACAAAAGCAGGGAAGCCACUGGUUCGACCUCAACGACUCCACGGUGACUUCCAUCAGGGAGUCUGACAUAGAGAAGCAGUUCCAGGGCAAAGAGAGCGCCUACAUGCUGUUCUACAGGAAAACACAGCUGCACCGGCCCUGCGAAGCUCUGAAUAAUCCAGAAUAUAAAGUCCCUCCUAACCUCAUCCAGAUGGCUCAGCAGGAGAACGUCAGAGUGCAGAAACUGCGCGAGGAGUUUGAAGCCUCUAAUAACACCGUGGAGCUGCGUCUCCACCUGGCGCCGUUUUACAGGCUAGAAAACGGAGCCCUGCAACCAAUCAGCAAAGAGCACAACGGGAGCACCGCUCUGAGCUUCGACCGCAGGAAAACUGUGGGAGAUCUUCGGUUAGCUAUCUACCAGAAACAGGAACAGUGGGAAGGAGACAUGGCUCUGACUGUGGCCAGGGGUCUACCUGCAGGUCUGCACCUCUACAAUACUCUGACAGAUGACGGUGUCUCCCUGUACAGUGCAGGUAUUUGUACAAACUCUGAGCUGUUUGUAUGGAACGGCAGAGAGGUUUGCGGAGCCACCGUCCUAACGGGAGCCGAGUGGGAGCCGGUUCUCCUGAACGUGGUGCGUCCCUUCAUGGGGGAGGAGGUGGACCAGGAGGAGGUGGACCAGGAGGAGGUGGACGGGCCGGAGCGCGAGGAGGCAGCCGGAGAUUUUGAAAACGGGGGAGCAGGACUUAAAAAGGAGGCCAGAGGGUUUGCAGGAGCUUCGACUCUCGGGGAGGUGAAGGAGGCGCUGGGGGAGCCGGAGGAGAGUCUGCUGUGCCAGGAGCAUAAAGGAGGAAAGAGGAGAGAGCAGGGGGCCGGAGAGGGAGGAGGAGCCAGCGGGUGGAGGGUGUUUCCUCCUGACGACAUGCAGCGGACGCUGAAGGAGCUGCAGCUGAAGGACGGAGACGCUCUGCUGGUGCUGGAGCCGCACUCCUUCGACUGCAGCAUGUUUACUCUGAGUGGAGACGUCGUUACCGUGACGACGCCGUCUGACUGCCGCUGGCUCCAGGUGGAGCAUCGACCACAUGGAGGAGGAGAAGGAGGAGAAAAAGAAGAGGAGAGGAGGAAGAUUAAAGUCCCCGCUACAGGAAAUAUGCUGCUGUGUGAGGUGAAACAGAGAGCCAUAGAGGAGCUGCAGCUACAGGAAACACCUCCAGGUGCUGCGUUCUGUCUGAGGCAGGUGGACUGCUCAGGGAAACUCCUUCCUCCAGUGUGUGAGGAGCUGAGUGUUCGGGAUGCAGGCGUUCGACUCAUGACCACACUGACUCUGUGUCUGGGAAACGCCCCCAAGGCCUCACAGCUUUUCCUGCACUUCUCUGUGGGCACGGCGCCCUCUGCUGGCAUGGAGAUGGACAUCAUAGUGGAGAAAAGCUGCACUGUUAAAGAGUGUCUAAAGGCAAUGCUGGAUGCUGUUGGGCUUGAUGGAACCUGUUGGCACUUACGGAAGCUCGACUGGUGUGAAGAAGUCGGAGAGCCUCUGAUGGACGAGGAUGUUUCUCUGUCAGCGGCGAUGAUAAACAACGGAGAGACGUUAGUCGUCACAGAAGGACAACUUCCUCCAAAGGGUUUCCUGAAGCUCUCUGUGUGGCUCCGUCUGGAUCCCAGAAACAACUCGACUCUCUCUGAGGACUUUAAUCACACUGACAGCAGCCAGACGGAGGAUCAGCUGCUGGAGGUUUUACCUGCAGGAGAAGGUUCCGGUAACUCACCUGCUCUGUGCUCCGGCAACGUGGCCGAGCUGAGAGCAGCAGGACAGGUGGAGAUCUCUGACGAAGCCACGCUGGAGGAUCUCAAGACUCAGGUGUUGACGCUACCUGUCCUCCAGGAUGUGUGUGUGCCGACCACGGCCUUCAUGCGUGUGUGGCAGCUGGAGGGACGGAGGCUGGCUCGGAUCUUCAGAGGACCACAGCUCUCUCUCAAGAAGUUGAAGCUGACCAGUGGGACAGACCUUUGUGUGCAACUGCUACUUAAAGAAGAAGAUCUGGGGCCUAAAGAUGUGCUGCUGAAUGUGAAGAUGGGAGUACCAGGAGAGAGGAGCUACUACCCUCCAGAGGAGCUGGUUUGGGACGCAGCCAGAGAUUCUUCUCCUCGUUCUCUCCGUUCCUGUCUGGCUGCUCACUACGGCCUCUCCCCCGACUCUCUGCUGCUGGCCAAGCACCAGCCGGACAAACACAUCUGGGAGGAAAUAUCCAACUGGAGCCAGCAGGUUUCCAAAAAGAAGAAGAAGAGAAAGGCAGAAUCUCUCCUGGGAGCUCCGUUUCACCUCAAAGACGGAGACACAGUCGGCAUCAAGAAUCUGUUGAUCGACAACAACAGGGACUUCCUGACUCCAGAGGACGAGCGAGGCCAGCAGAGACUCAGAGAGCAGACGGAGCAGCGCCGGAAAGGAGGGCAGGCUACAGGCUCUGAUGGUGUCGGACCACAGAAGAAGAGUGGACCCAACAAAUCCAGGAAACCAGAGGUAGCACUGUCCAUCAACGUGGGGUCGUUCAGAUAGCAGCCUGCUGCAGCAGAGACACUUACAACUACCUAUAAAUAUAAAUAUAAACCACACAGACGCCAUGAUGCAGUUAGGACAAUCCAGGCUGGUGCCAUUAUUUCUUAUUUCACUGUUUUUCUCCACCAAUCUUUGGAAACGGACUCAAAUCUAACACUUUUUGUUAACAGGAAAAGAAGGAAUUUAAUUUUUGAUUUGCUGUUUUGAACCAAUUGACCAUUAUUUCUAUGCAUUAUGACUGGAUUUCUUAUCAGAUGCCCCAUAUUUGUUUGGUUUCCUCUCUUUACCAUUUUCUAAGUUAAAACCACAUGCCCUUUAUAUUAUAGAGCUGCAACAAGUAUUUGUUUAAUCAAACAAUAACAACUAUUUUGAUAAUCGAAUAAUUGGUUUUCAGCAGUUUUUUUUAAAGGCAAUAAGUCCAAAUUCUCUGAUUUCAGCUUCUUCAAUGUGAAUAUUUCUGGUUUCUUUGUUCAUUUAUGACAAUAAACUGAAUAUCUCUUUGGUUUGUGGACAAAACAAGAGAUUUGAGGACGUCAUCUUGUAUUAACCAAUCAACUAAUCAAUGAAUCGUUUAAAUAAUCAACAGAUUAAUCGAGAAUGAAAAUAAUCGUUAGUUGCAGCCCUAUUUGAUCACAUUACUGGUUUUUAUUUUUUUUCAGUCUGGUGCCAUUAUUUCUUAUUUUACUCUCAAAUCUAAGACUUUUUGUUAACAGGAAAAGAAGGAAUUUAAUUUUUGAUUUGCUGUUUUGAACCAUCAUUUUUGCAUUAUUUUUAUGCAUUAUUACUGGAUUUCUUAAUAUAAGAUGCCCCAUAUUUGUUUGGUUUCCUCUCUUUAAAAUUUUCUAACCACCACAUUUAUUUCAUUACAUUACUGUUUUUUAUUUCAUGAGACAAAGGCACAGUGUGAUUUCCAGUAAAAGCAGAUUCUUAGCUACACGGAUCAGUAGCAGAUUUAUAACCUUGUACUAAAAAGCCGGAGUAAAGUGUUUCUGUUUGCUGUUCCAGGCUGCCAGUUACAAACUGAAGCCUGUAUGUUUCUUUUCCUAUACUGUUUUAUAUAAACUAAAGCAAUCAGGGUGAAACAUGCAGCAGCAGCCAGCAGUGUGUGGCUGCAGAGUUUCUACUUGUUUAGUAAGUUGUUGAGAACAACAAGCCACUAAAGUAGAAAACCAGCUGCUGUUGGUUGGUGUUAUCGUUGCUAUAAGGUGUUUAAGUGAUGCUCGUUUUUAUGAUAUAAACCUGUCACUGUGCGCCAGGAACACAAAGCUUGAUGUGUGUUAUAUUGUGGGCUUGUUUUAGGUUAUAACAGAGAGGAGAGAUAGGCCUUACUGAGGAGGAGCCUCGCUCUGCUCCUCCUCCUACCUCACUCUCUUCCUCUCUCUCUACCUCUGCUGCUCGCUCUCUUUUCACCCCCCAACGUCUCGCUGUAGUCCUAAAAUUACAUUUUUCGGUAACACUUUACAAUAACCAUCAUUUAUAAAUGGUAAACAGAUUAUUAUUAAUGUUUAAUCAUCAUUUAUAAAC